This is a messenger RNA of Anthostomella pinea, 417 nucleotides long. The record is from the annotation of a GenBank genome assembly. NCBI's taxonomy places the organism in Eukaryota, Fungi, Ascomycota, Sordariomycetes, Xylariales, Xylariaceae.
AUGUCGGGCCGCGGACGUGGAAGAGGCCGCGGACGGGGAGGUGCUGGUGGUGCUGGUGGUGCUGGAAGAGUAAUGCCUGGCGACCCCAUCCCGUACCCGCGCAGGAGAAGAUACCGACCCGGCACCGUCGCUCUACGGGAGAUCCGAAGAAUGCAAAAUAGCACAGACCUUCUGCUGCGGAAACUACCCUUCUCCAGACUGGUUCGCGAGAUUGCACUCGACGUGCGCCCGAUCAACGAGGGCAUGCGGUGGCAGUCGCAGGCUAUCAUGGCCCUGCAGGAGGCCGCCGAGGCCUUCCUUGUCCACCUGUUUGAGGACACGAAUCUGUGCGCCAUACACGCGAAACGAGUCACCAUCAUGCAGCAGGACAUCCAGCUCGCCAGACGCAUCCGCGGCGUCUGGGGCGGUAUUGGCUAA